This is a messenger RNA of Eurytemora carolleeae, 863 nucleotides long. RefSeq lists its product as uncharacterized. The transcript is spliced from 5 exons. The record is from RefSeq and is a predicted model, not a curated record. The coding region runs from base 146 to 670 and encodes 174 amino acids. Lineage: Eukaryota; Metazoa; Arthropoda; Copepoda; Calanoida; Temoridae.
ACUCGAAAAACUAUAAUUUAAUUUUAGAGAAUUAUGAAUUUUAAUGUUGGAAAUGUGGAAACUGUCCGAAGUAUGUGACACUGCAGCAGGGUAAACAAUGAGGUUUCUGCUCAUCUAUACAAACCCAUAACAAACAAGAUACAAGAUGAUGCUAAUUUUGCUGUUAUCGUGUAUCUGGAUCGGUGCUGAUGGUACCUUAUCUUUGCUAGGCAACUCAUACAUUUUUACUGAUCAAACUUACAUAACAGACCCUCAGGCUGGUGAACGCAACAGGGGAGUGUACGCUAAACAGUAUGGACCGUUUGGGGAUGACCUAGUCCUAGCUCUUGGCAACAGAGAUCUUCACCUUAUUCGUGGACAUUCUCAUGAGCCUCAUAGCUCCCAUAGAGUAAAACGAUACCAGUCAGUCAACGAAUAUAGUGCAAAACCACCAAAAUUCGGAUCUUCCAUCAGUAUAAACAAUAAGGUUUCAAUUCGCAAUGAGUGGUACAGAAAGGUUCAAAUACCAGAAAAGAGAAGUUCAAAACAUUCAGGUUUCCGUGAAAGAACACAAAAACAAUCUCGAAACGCCAAAUCCUCCUAUAGAAGACUGAAAACGAUGGGAUCACACAGAAAUAGGAAGUUUUAUCUUGUAAAUAGUUUUCAAAGGCCCUCUAAAACUAUGAGAUAGUCUAAAAUCUAAAUAUUCGAAUUUCAUUUUGAUUCUUGAUGCAUGCAUGCUUUAAAACAGUGUUUUUAAAAACUCCAUACAUACUUGGUUUUCAGUUUUAUAAAACCACCAUAACAUAACUUUUUUAACUAUGUUUUUAAUUUGUAUUUGUUUAAAAAAAGUUUAUUUUGUUUUUAAAGGGACAUAAAGGAAA